Molecule: messenger RNA, 561 nt
Organism: Metarhizium album ARSEF 1941
Lineage: Eukaryota; Fungi; Ascomycota; Sordariomycetes; Hypocreales; Clavicipitaceae
Product: Acyl-CoA N-acyltransferase
Exons: 1
Coding region: 1-561 (186 amino acids)
Molecular function (GO): acyltransferase activity, transferring groups other than amino-acyl groups
Source: RefSeq, a predicted model, not a curated record
AUGACGGCACCCGACUUGCAAACACCAGUCAUCAUCCGUCCGGCAAACUCGACAGAUCUUCCCGCCGUCAAAGCCUGCCUCCAAGAAUACACGGACUGGCUCGACCAAGACAUCUCGUUCCAAAACCACAAGCAAGAAUUUGCCAAUCUGCCCGGCAAAUAUGCCCCUCCGGCCGGCGGGCUCAUCCUCGCCGUCGAUGGACCAUCAGGCGAGGUCCUAGGAUGCAUUGCAUUUCGGCCCCUCAGUCUCGACGACGACUUUGUGCAUCCGCGACAUGGGCGUCUUCGCAGCUGCGAACUGAAACGACUAUACGUCUAUCCGAGGGCGCGAGGGCGCGAGGUUGCCAGGAAGCUACUCCAGGCGGCCAUCAAGACGGCCGCGCAGAUCGGCUAUGACGAAAUGUUUCUCGAUACGCUGCCCAAAAUGCAGUCAGCCAUCGGGCUCUACAAGUCGGAAGGGUUUACUCCGACAAGGCCAUAUUAUUUCAACCCGCUCGAGGGGGCGCUGUUUUUUUCGAAGCCUUUGAGGGGAGACCACACUCACCCAAGAGGCUCGGGAUGA